UCGACAUGGACGACUGUGAAAGAAACAUCACUCGAACCAGCUUAUUUUCUCGCUCUUUUAUUUCAAUAUCAUCUCACACAUUCUCGCACAAGCUCUCUCACUUUCGUCUAAUAAUUCAUUCAGUAUGAUGUCGACCAUUCGCGACUGAAGAGAUUGUAAUACGCAAGCUCCUUUUUGUUAAACGGUUUACCUUGUAUUCGUGAAUACACACGAUCUACUCCAAAUGUGGCUGAUCGUGAUUUCGAUUCUGGUAACUAUCGUUUCUUUGGUUUACCAUUACUUAACAUGGAAUUUCAACUACUGGAAAUAUCGUGGUGUUCCUGGACCGCUGCCUAAACCUUUUCUGGGCACAUUUUCGAGUACGUUCACGCAAAAAGAGCAUCCCAUAGAAGAGAAUAAUCGUAUUUAUAGAGAAUACAGAAAAGAUGUGCCAUUCAUUGGAGGAUUUUCAUUCCGCAGUCCACAACUCUUCGCCUUAUCACCAACGCUAGUCAAAGAUAUAUUGGUCAAGUAUCAUAAACACUUCAGAGCUAACGAAGUCGGAGGAACGUUCGACUCAAAAGCGGAUCCCCUGUUGGCAAGAAACCCCUUCUUUCUUGAUGGCGAAGAAUGGCGCUCAAAACGUGCGCAGAUCACGCCGGCUUUUACAAAUUCUAGGUUGAAAGCACUUCUCCCCAUCAUGGACAAUAUAUGCAACAAUAUGGUAAGCUACAUAGACCGACACAUUCCAAAUGGGCCAAUCGAGUCUAAAGAAUUGUCAGCCAAAUAUACAACCGAUGUCGUAUCAAGCUGCAUCUUUGGUGCCGAGGGCGGAUCUUUGACUUCGGACAGAUCGGAGAUUCGAGAAAUGGGAAACGCUCUUUUCCAGCAAACCUUCAUGUUUAUAGUGCUGGCCGUCAUUUCGUCCAUUGCCCCGAUUUUGAAACGGUUCGUAAAACUGAGUUUGAUUCCAAAAUCCAUCGAGAAUUAUUUCGUUGGCUUGAUGACAGAAGCAGUGCGAAAACGGAAGGCAAGUGGCACUAAACAAGUUGAUUAUCUGGAUCACCUGAUCAACCUACAGGAGCAGAAGGAAAUUUCGAUACUGGAUAUGGCUGCUCAUGGAGUGACAUUUUUCAUCGACGGAUUCGAAACUACCAGUGAAGUUUUGGGAUUUUCUCUAUUGGAGCUAUCUAUUGAUAAAGAAAUUCAAAAUAGAUUACGUCAAGAGAUACAUUCCGCAGAAGAUGGUCAAUUAACAUUUGAAACUAUUAUGGAGUUACCAUAUCUGGAUCAAAUCGUAAACGAAACUCUUCGUAAGUGGCCUCCAGCGUACGCCCUAUCGAAAAGAUGCACAGAAGAGAUCACUUUCCGCUUGAAAGACAACCAUGAAGUCCUUAUUGAAAAGGGAAUCACAGCAAUACUUCCGAUCUGGGCUAUCCACCUAGAUAAAGAAUUUUAUCCGGACCCAAAUCGGUUCAAUCCCGAUCGAUUUUCAGAAGAAGACGGAGGUCAUAGCGUAAGGUACUAUCAAGAGAAAGGAGUAUUUUUACCAUUUGGAGAUGGACCGAGGGCUUGCAUCGGGCGGCGAAUUGGCUUGCUUCAAGUUAAGCGAGCACUGGUUGAAAUAGUUAAGAACUAUGACUUUACAGUGAACUCAAAAACGGUGCUUCCGAUCAAAAUUGAUCCAAAAAAUAUAGCAGUAACCCCUCUGGGUGGGAUAUGGAUCGAUUACAGAAAGCUGUGAAGUUUGGGUAAA
Aedes aegypti (yellow fever mosquito) is the source of this 1735-nucleotide messenger RNA. RefSeq names its product probable cytochrome P450 28a5. Gene Ontology annotation, molecular function: monooxygenase activity; oxidoreductase activity, acting on paired donors, with incorporation or reduction of molecular oxygen; heme binding. The record is from RefSeq and is a predicted model, not a curated record. Bases 224 to 1723 code for a protein of 499 amino acids. The transcript has 4 exons. Lineage: Eukaryota; Metazoa; Arthropoda; Insecta; Diptera; Culicidae.